Brassica napus (rape) is the source of this 5686-nucleotide messenger RNA. RefSeq lists its product as uncharacterized. Gene Ontology annotation, molecular function: nucleic acid binding. Lineage: Eukaryota; Viridiplantae; Streptophyta; Magnoliopsida; Brassicales; Brassicaceae. The transcript is spliced from 8 exons. The record is from RefSeq and is a predicted model, not a curated record. Bases 1 to 3933 code for a protein of 1310 amino acids.
AUGAACCUAAGAAGUAGAGGCACUACACAUCUUACUCCCUUGACAGAUAUCAAAACACUUGAAAGAGAGAACAGGAGAAGGUUAAGACAAGAAGAGCAAGAGGCUCAGAUACAAAGAUCAGAACCUAUGAUGGAACCAGUUCCAGAACAACCUCAAGCUGAAGAGGGCAAUGGUCAAGGAGCUGCCAACCUUCGACCUAGACAACCACAACGCCAAGCUAGGGCCAUCGGUACAUAUGAUCAACCUAACAUAAAUGGGAAUAGGUUGGGCAUUAGGGCACCGCCAGUUGCCAACAACAAUUUCGAGAUCAAGUCCAGCCUCAUCAACAUGAUUGAAAACAACAAGUACCAUGGACUUGCCUUGGAAGACCCACUAGAUCACCUUGACAGAUUUGAUAAGUACUGUGGCUUGUCAAAAACAAAUGGAAAGGCCUUCCUCAACAAGUUCUUCUCUGCUACAAGGACUGCCAACCUUAGAAAUCAGAUCUCUGGUUUUCAACAAAGAGGACUUGAAGGAUUUUCAGAGGCAUGGGAGAGAUUCAGAAGCUACUUGUCUCAAUGUCCCCACCAUGGCUUCAACAAUGAGAGCUUGCUAAGCACUUUCUACAGAGGAGUCUUGCCUAAAUUCAAAAGCCAGCUUGACACUGCAAGCAAUGGAAACUUCUUGGGGAGGACUGUCGAAGAUGCAUUAGAACUCUUGGAGAACAUGGCACAGAGUGACUCUGUCUACAAUGAUGAAUAUGAUAGAAGAGACAGAGGUGGUGGAGGAGAAGAUAUGACCACAAAGAGAGAGCUGAAAGCACUUCAAGACAAGAUUGACAUGCUACUAUCAGAAAAGACCAAGAAAGAGGAGUUACAUAUGGUUGCUGAAGUUGAUGGAGUAGAAUGCCAAGAAGAUAUGUACUAUGUCAAUGCUCAGGGUACAUGCUCAAGUCGCCAACAAGGUUCCCUACCUGGAAAGCCUGAACAAAACCCAAAGGAGACAAUGAAGGCAAUCACCCUAAGGAGUGGAAGAGAGUUGCCUCCUAAAGUUCUCAUUAAGGAUAAUGAGAAACAAGGUGGGGAGGUGGUCAUCAAUGUAGAUGAUGAUGUGGUGAUUGUGGAUGAGAAGACUAAUGAGGAAAUCUUGGAGAAGAUAGUUGAAGCUAAGGGCAAGAGAAAGAUUGGAGAGGAGAAAGUUGAGAACAAAAAUGAGGCUGCUACAUCAACAAAAGAGAAAUUUGCCAUUAUUCAGAGACUGACUGUCCCAAGGAAGCUAGAAGACCCUGGUAGUUUCACCCUGCCAUGCGCCAUUGGACCUUUGACAUUUGAGAGAUCUGAUCGAUCUGUCAAGCUCCCCAUUGGCAUCCUAGAAGAUCUUCCUGUCAAGAUAGGAAAUUGUGAAGUGCCUACUGACUUUGUAGUGCUUGAGAUGGAUGAAGAGCCUAGAGAUCCUUUGAUCUUUGGAAGACCUUUCUUGGCAACUGCUGGAGCAAUGGUGAAUGUGAGAGAUGGCACAAUUGAUCUCCACCUUGGAAAAGAUCACAUUCUCCAUUUUGAUAUCAAGGAGAUGAUGAAGAAGCCCACAACUCAAGGAGAAAUAUUCUACAUUGAUGAGAUGGAUGCCUUGGCUGAUAAUUUCCUUGAGGAUGAGCUGACUGAGAAUGAAUUGUCUAUGCUUUUAAAUGAACUUAAAAAGUAUAGAAAAGCACUAGGAUACUCACUUGAUGACAUUAAAGGAAUCUCACCAUCUUUGUGCAUGCAUAGGAUACAUCUAGAGGAUGAAUCUAAAACUUCAAUUGAACACCAAAGAAGAUUAAAUCCUAAUUUGAAAGAUGUUGUUAAAAAAGAGAUAAUCAAAUUGUUAGAUGCUGGUGUGAUCUAUCCUAUCUCUGAUAGCAAUUGGGUUUCACCUGUGCAUGUAGUUCCUAAAAAAGGUGGCAUAACAGUUGUUAAGAACGAAAAUGAUGAGUUAAUACCAACAAGAACAAUAACUGGACAUAGGAUGUGCAUUGACUAUCGAAAACUGAAUGCAGCCUCUAGAAAGGAUCAUUUCCCUUUACCAUUCAUUGAUCAGAUGUUAGAGAGGCUAGCUAACCAUCCCUAUUAUUGUUUCCUUGAUGGAUACUCUGGAUUUUUCCAAAUCCCUAUACACCCAAAUGACCAAGAGAAAACGACAUUCACUUGUCCUUAUGGUACCUUUGCAUAUCGAAGGAUGCCAUUUGGACUGUGCAAUGCACCAGCAACAUUCCAAAGAGCAAUGAUGUCGAUUUUCUCUGAUCUUAUUGAGGAUGUAAUGGAGGUGUUUAUGGAUGAUUUUUCUGUAUACGGUUCUUCGUUUGCUACUUGUUUGUCAAAUUUGUGCAGGGUCCUACAGAGAUGUGAAGAUACCAACCUUGUGCUGAAUUGGGAGAAGUGCCACUUCAUGGUUAAAGAAGGGAUUGUGCUUGGGCACAAGAUUUCAGAGAGAGGCAUUGAAGUGGACCAAGCCAAGAUCGAGGUGAUGGCGAGGUUGGCUCCACCAAAAACAGUGAAAGACAUUAGAAGCUUCCUUGGCCAUGCUGGUUUCUACAGAAGGUUCAUCAAAGACUUCUCCAAAAUAGCUAGACCAUUGACCAAGCUGCUGUGCAAGGAGAUCAUCUUCAACUUUGAUGAAGAAUGCCUAGAAGCCUUUAAGAAGCUGAAGGAGGAGCUCACCAGUGCCCCAAUAGUUCAACCACCAGAUUGGAGUCUACCCUUCGAAAUCAUGUGCGACGCCAGUGACUAUGCUGUGGGGGCAGUCUUGGGGCAAAAGAAGGACAAGAAGACACAUGUGAUCUACUAUGCAAGUAGAACCCUUGAUGAAGCUCAAGCUAAAUACUCUACAACUGAGAAGGAGCUAUUGGCCAUUGUCUUUGCAUUUGAGAAGUUCAGAAGCUACUUGGUUGGGUCAAAGGUGACUGUCUACACUGAUCAUGCUGCAUUGAGACACCUCUUAGCCAAGAAAGAUGCAAAACCAAGACUGUUGAGGUGGAUUCUGCUGCUACAAGAGUUUGAUCUUGAGAUCAAGGACAGGCCUGGAGUUGAGAAUGGAGUAGCUGAUCACCUGUCCAGGUUGAAGGUGGAGUGUGGAAUCCCUAUUGAUGACAGACUUCCAGAAGAGCAAAUGAUGGCUAUUCAUGCAGGUCCUUGGUAUGCUGAUAUAGUCAACUACUUAGCUAGUGGAAAAGAGCCAUUGAACCUUGAAGGUUAUGCCAAGAAGAAGUUCUAUAAGGAUGUGAAGAGAUAUUAUUGGGAUGAGCCUUACCUCUACAUACUUUGUAGAGAUCAACUCUAUAGAAGGGCAGUGGCUGAAGAAGAAACAAGUGGUCAGGUUGAGAUUUCCAACAGGGAGAUCAAGUCCAUUUUGGAGAAGACUGUGGGGACAACAAGGAAGGAUUGGUCUACAAAGCUUGAUGAUGCACUUUGGGCCUAUAGGACUGCUUUCAAGACACCCUUGGGAACCACUCCCUUCAAUCUUGUCUAUGGGAAAGCUUGCCAUCUGCCAGUGGAGCUUGAGUACAAGGCAUUAUGGGCUGUUAAGAUGCUGAACUUUGACAUCAAGAGUGCCAAAGAGAAAAGACUUUUCCAACUCCAUGAGCUUGAUGAGAUUCGACUUGAUGCUUUUGAGAACUCAAGAAUUUACAAAGAAAAGACCAAGGCAUUCCAUGACAAGAAGAUCCUGAAGAGGGAGUUCAACAUUGGAGAUCAAGUGUUGCUCUUCAACUCUCGAUUGAAGUUGUUCCCUGGAAAACUUAAGUCAAGAUGGUCCGGCCCUUUCAAGAUCAAAGAAGUGAGGCCAUAUGGAGCAAUUGUGCUUUGGAACAAGACUGGUGAGGAAUUUGCAGUGAAUGGGCAAAGAGUCAAGCUGUACAUGGCGGCCACACCUGAGAAGGAAGGAACCUCGGUUCCACUUUCCGAUCCCAAACCAGCCUAAACCAAAAAGGGGUAGUCAAGCUAGAGACUUAAAACAAGCUCACUUGGGAGGAAGUCCCAUGUCUAUCCCUAUAUAUAUUAUUGUUUUACUUGUGUGGUUUUUCUUUUGUGUGUUUGAUAAGUGUGUUUAAAAUUUUCAGGUGAUUCUCCACUUAAUCAAAGAGAAAGAUGGCCAUCCAGCAAAGCUACAAGUGUUAAAAUUAUUCAACUCCAUCUAGCAACUCCAAGCUAAGUGUCUCUACAACCAUUGUAAAUAUAUAGUUUUCUUGUUUGUUUCUUCUAGACCUCUUCUUUCACCUUGCUCUCACAAAAGAGACUGUGUGAAGUAAGUGUGGGGGGAGAGUCUACUUAUCUCACAUGUUUUCUGUUUUGUUUACUUGUCAUAAGCAUUGCAUAUCCAUUUGCAUAGAAAAUCCAUAAAAAUUUGCAAAAUUCCAAAAAAAAAAACAUUUAGUUAUAUCAUUUGCAUCUUUAGGUUUGAGUCUAGAUCAUAUAGAAUGCAUAGGUAAAAUCCCUACAAAGGACUCAUGCAAUGAACUCAUUGUUGAUACCCUUUUGAAUCAUAAUAAGUAGCUUGAGCUUCUUCUGAAUUUCUUGUAAACUUCGAGCCUUGAAAACUCCUCUUAAGACUCAUUGAAUCUUACUCUUUGAAACCAACUCCGAUCUUAAUUGACUAAAAUGAACUUAAUGCUUCUUGCUUAUGGUCUCUUGAGUACUAAAUCAUGGCUUUACACACAAUUGAGCUUGUAUAUACCGUUUUACCAAUCUUUUUGACAACUCAAGUGGUAGUCCAUACCCUAAACCCUUCCCUUCUUUCAAACCAUCAUUAAUUGUUGAGUGAGGUCUUUUUGUGAAAGCUUGUCAUGUGCAAAAUCUUGAGAGUAUUAGGAGCGACAUUGAUUUGUUCUCAUCUCUUGCUAGCAUUAGGACCUCUUUUGGGCUAGAAUCUAGGAUGGUGGUUGGAAUGAUGUGCUUUAAUUAUUUUGAGGAUUAAAUUGGAAAAGAUUAUGUAAAGGAAAUGAAUCAAAAAAAGUGUCUUAAAAAAAAAAAAGCUCAGAUUGUGUCAAUAAAAACCCCAAAAAGAAAAGAAAAAGAAGAAAAAAAAUAAGAGAAUGGGGAUAACAAAUUUUUGAGCUAAGAUACAUAGUUGUUAAGACAAAGAAAAGAAAAGAAAAUAAUGUUCAUUGGGUAAGAGAUGAAAAUGGGUGUACAUUUGGGAUUUGAGAUGAAGAAAAGAAAGGGUAGAACUUAAAAAUUGUCUAGGAAAAGGGUACAAUGAUGAGAACCGAUUUAUGUAUGCAUUAAUUGCUCCUUUUCUUAGAUAAAUUUUGCACAAUGAUCAAGCUCAUAUUCUUGAGUGUAAGUCACCAUAGCAAAAUGUAUUUGGACCCUUCUCAUUCUUCACAUUAAACCAUUUUUUCUCACCAAACCAAAUGAUUUGGACCAAUUGGCAAUUUGCGAGAAUUCACUUAUGAUAUUUCUUAUUGGAUGUGAGAGUUGGUUGAUUUGAGGAUUCAUGAUAAUGAGUUAAAAGAUCAAAGGAAUUGAUAGGCCUAGAGAAGUUAGAGCUAAUAAAAACAUCUUGCUCUUGCUAUUUGGUAUGAUUUUGUAAGGAUAUCACAACGAUGGCAUUGAAGAGUUUCUUAAGGUCAUGAAUUUCCAUUUGUGUAUUGAAACAUCACUUCCCAUGUUCUUGAAAGUUUACUUGAGGACAAGUAAAGGACUAGUGUGGGGGAGUUGAUGUGUUGUGAUUU